GGGAAGUUGACCUUUGACAUUGCCAGUAAAUGGGUCUGGAAGAGGAACACAGAAGAAUGCUAUAAUACAGUCAAUAUUUGAAUAAGUAUACCGUUUCUGAGUUCAUGCGUGUGCCUUGGGCCGACCAUUGAUCCUUGAUGCCAUUAAUAGUCUGGUCAAAGGGCCUUGAGGGGUCUGGACACCAUCACUGAGGCUGAAGGUACUUUUGCUUCCGUCUUGCCAAUUGUUGAAAAUGAUGUUGGCCUACAAGACAAUAAUUCUGCAAUUAAGUUUGACGAGUAAUAACCAGAAAUGUAAUCUAAUACGGAGGCCCAUCAGACCUCCAGAAGGAUGACUCUGUAUUGAAAAGAAUUGGUUCUGUUGAGAGGGGAACUAAAGGAGUUUUGUGGGUCGUUACAACAAGCUUCUUUUUUCUCAUUUACUUGUUUUGGUUUCUAAAUGUCCAUGCGGGUGUUUCUCCACUGCCCAAAAGGAUGUGGCUUUGUUUUUAUUGCAUGGAAUGGUCGACUCGUGCGUGUGAUGAUGCUGUGAAGUCUAAUAAUGAUUUUUUUUAACAUUCCUGAUUUUCGUUUUUGUUUUGUUUAAAUGAUCAAUAAUUUCUACAAAGUCCCUGUAAAUAGUGCACAAUGCACAUUACAAUUCCUUUAGAGCCCAGGCAGAUGUCUUAAAAUAACUUUAAUAUUACAGUUACAAUAAUGUAAACCACAGAAAGGCAGCAGAUGCUGGAGCCAGCAGAAUAUUCUUUAGUUGUUGUGCUUGAAAAAAAUUACAGAAAGAAUAAUUACGUUAUCAAAAUAUUUUUUGGGAUUUUCAGCAUUUUGAGAAGAGGGUAAUUCCCUCCUUUCUAUCGCCCGUCCUCCCUAGAAUUCCUGUCUCAUCCUCUAUUCUCUUUGAACUGACGUUGAUAUUUCCAUGCUCAAUAAAUGAACAUGUGCAACAGGUCCAGCAGAUGCAAGAUAGUAAAGUCCACUCAUGUUCUCAUUUUUCUUUUGUGUUCCAGUUUGAAGUGUUACUGGAAACUGGGUUCAUAGCAGCUUCUGUCCAGUUGAAGCCCAGUUGACUGUUCCCCCGCUCCGCUGCUCUCCGCCUCCUCUUAUUCACCGCUCUGUCGCUCGGCUGUCUUUGACCUUUUUGUAUUUCUUUAAUAUUUCUAAAAUAAAAGAUGAUACCUGUUGAGUAUUUGCUUUUCCAGCUCAGUCAGUAACUAUAACACUCAAUGGCGAAACGUUUUAUUUAUUUUUUCAUACAUAAAUUGCCCACUUCAGAUACUUCAAAUGGAUCCUUUGUGGCUAUGAAGUGAUGCACUUGGCCAACAGAAGCGUUUAAUUACAUUAUUGGAGCAUUUCGAUCAGUGUUUUGACUUUUUACCUGUGAUUAGUUCAAACUGUGUGUUCUGAGAUUUAUCUUCAUCAUGUUUUCCCUCCGAGUGCAUCUUAAAUGCAUCCAACGGAUUGUGAAUUAUUUAGUUUCAUCUUCUGGCUGAAGCUCGAUCUCCGUACCGUCUGGUUUUGUAGUGAUAGUUCCUGCUUUCCGUUUAUGACGAGCUCUGAUCUGAUCCUUUUUUUGUUUUUCCUUUAUUAGAUGGGUGGAGCUGCCAUCUUAAGCAUGCUGGAGACCUGAACACAUGCUGGUGAACAGCUGCUGAGGACCUCAACCACCCCGUCCCACAAAUGACUUUCUAUAGUGAGCCGUUGAUUGGUGUUCCUCGAACUCUGUAAUGGAAAAUCGUGAUGAUGAAGCUGAGCAGCACCACGGCACCAUGGUGGGCGAGGGGGGCAGCACCCCUCCCCCAAAGCGCAAGGGCAAGUUCUCCACCAUUGGCAAGAUCUUCAAGCCGUGGAAGUGGCGGAAGAAGAAAAGCAGCGACCUGUUCAAGGAAACUUCAGAAGAACUGGAGAGAAAGAUGUCGACGCGGCGGACGCGGCAGGAGCUCAUAGAACAGGGGGUGCUGAAGGAGGUCCCGGACAACGAUGCCGAUACACACAACGCGAAGAAGCACUACGUGAAGAAUGGCCACACUCUGCCUGUGAGCACCGGGGUCGGAGGAGGUGGAGGAGUCGUCGUCGGUGGUGGCAGGAGUCCGUGCAAUCAGGGGAAACUCCCUUCAGAGUCCGACUUUAGGAUGAACCCGGCCUGGCUCGCCCAGCCGGACGACCGCAGGGCUUGGUCUCCCUCUGACGGGGAACGCCGAGGCGCUCCGGGUUCCAGGGGACUGCACGAAGACGUGCGGAGAAGCGGAGGGGUGGGGUCACGUGCACAUGUUGAGGGUGAAUGGAAGCCUAAUGUGGUCUGGCAGGGCCAGAAUCACGGCCAGAUGGAGGAGUGCAGACGAGGGGGCCGACUCCACCCGGAGGACGGGCAGAAGAGGGCCGGGCUGCAGAAGGCCCCGUCGGAGGACGGCAGGAGGAGUCGACCUGCAGAAGCCGACUGGAAGCCCACGCUCCCUCGGCACGCGUCCGCUGAGGAGGGAAGGGCCCGCAGAGAGUCAGACAGCCACUUUGUUCCUGACCCAGACGCCUUGCGGGACACUCUGCGUGAACCUCUGCCUCCUAAACAGACCGUCAUGCCUCCAAAAUGGCUGAUGACAUCCACCCCUGAACCUGGCAGCAAGGGUCCUCCUCGCACCCCAUCCAACCACCACACGAACCAGUACUGCUCUCCCUCCGCGCCCUCGGCUGUGGCGCCGAAACCUGUUCGGUCCAUCUCCGCGGCGGGCGCGUCCACUCAGCAGUCCUCGUGUGUCGCCCCGACCUCCACCUCUCAUGGCGCCAAGCAGCCCCCUGUGCCCCCACCCAAGCCUGUGAACAGGGGCAAUUCCGCCAUGCAGGUCUCCGCCCUGCAGGGGGGGGAGAACGCUCAGCUUCCGCUCUACUGGUCCUGCUGGAAGCGAGAGUGCGACUACGAUGUCUACCUGUCCCUGCCCGUCUACCUGUGCCGGCGGGCCGGAGGCCUGCGCUCAGGUGACUUCACCCAAGCCCCCGGAGGUGGCAGUCUUGUUCCGGCCAAGCCGUCUCCACCGAUGCCUCCUAAGAGGACCACCCCCAUCACCAAACGCACAGAGGACUCGAGCCAUCCCAUCAACCCCUCACCGCUUUCUCUGGACGACCACAGCAACCUCCAUGUGGGCUUCCAGCUGCCUGCCGCUCCUCCCUCCCCUCCCCUACCGACACACAUACCACCGUCUCCUCCCCGCCAACACAUCCACAGCCACCACCUCCACCAUCAGCACUCCUAUCCCCACCCACUGCCCCAACCCAUACCAAUGCUGUUUGACCCAUCGAGCCCAACCAAUGAGUCUCCUCAGCGCCCGGCUCCCGUCCCACUCCACAUCAUGAUUCAGCGAGCCCUGUCUAGUCCUGGCCCGGCUCAGCCUCAUCCAGACGGAUCGCAGCGUGCGCACACGCUGCUGUUCGAAACCCCUCCGGACUAUCAAUGUGGUCGGCCACUUCCUGUCAGUAUCCAACCAUUAAAACUAUCUGAAGAUGACUACUCGGAAGAGGAGGAAGAGGAGGAGUACGAUGGGGAGAUCCCUCAGCCGGAGCUUGAGCCAAGGAGUCGCAGGUGCUUAGUCGGAGACGCCGGUGUUUGUGUCAUCCCGGGGGUAAACAACAACAGCAGUGAGGACGAGGAUGAAGAGGAUGAAGGAGGAGAGAAUGACAUGCAUGGGGAGGACAGUGACUCAGAUGGUCCUGUGCUUUAUAAAGAUGAAGACUCUGAUGAGGAGGAUGAGCCCCCACUUAGUGCCCUAGCCAGCAAGGUCAGGAGGAAGGACACGUUGGCCCUGAAGCUGAGCAGCCGACCCUGUGCCCCCGACAGGGACCGGUUUAUCCAUGAGAGGGGCGGCAGAGACGACCAGCCUCCACGACAGACCGGCCUCACCUGGCAGAGCCGGGAGCAGUGGGAGGCCAUCCGCACACAGAUCGGCUCUGCACUCACGAGGCGACUUAGCCAGAGACCGUCUGCCGAAGAGCUCGAGCAAAGAAACAUCCUUCAGCCCAGAAAUCACACUGACAGACAAGCUGAGGUUAGAGAGAUCAAGCGGCGGCUGACCAGGAAGCUGAGUCAAAGACCCACAGUUGCGGAACUACAGGCAAGAAAAAUCCUCAGAUUCCACGAGUACGUGGAAGUCACCGAUGCCCAAGACUACGAUCGGAGAGCAGAGAAGCCGUGGACCAAGCUGACUCCGGCUGACAAGGCGGCCAUCCGGAAGGAGCUCAACGAUUAUAAGAGCACUGAAAUGGAGGUGCACGAAGAGAGCAGAAUCUACACCAGGUUUCAUCGGCCUUAGACCCGCCCCUCUCCUUCACGGAUAAUGAAGCACUUAAGAUCUGUGUGGCCAGAGGCUGCCCCCGGAUGUACUGAACAGAUUAUCAGAGGAAGCCUGGAGCUGACGAUGCUUCUCGCUUGCCCUCCAUCGCCCUCUCACUACAUUGCUCUCACUCAACUGAGGUAGUGGUGGUGGUGGUGGCUGAGGACCAGAUGCAGUAUUUCUCCCGGACAACAGGGGGAACCACGUGCCAAUGAAGUGGAGAAGUGGCGGAGAACCCACUCUGCUGUUAUGUGGUACCCCUCAGGGGCUUGGAUCUAGUGACGACCUUUAAUGCGGCCUCAUUCUGUGUUGCCUUUUUUCUUCUUUACUGUAUAUGGAAAAGUUAAUUCAUCUUGUUAAUGUAAUAACAUACAAUAGUAAUAAUAUGAUGACUUGUAAUACUCCACACAGUAAUAAUAGAUAACAGCCAAACGGCCGCAGCUAGAGCGGGCUGGAGGAUGAAGACUGGGAUAUUCUGUUAUGACUGGACAUCUCUGGGAUAUUGUGUGUUUUAUAUCAAUUGUGUAAAGACUGCUAUUGUUAUACCUUAAAAUGAAACUUGGAAAGAUCGAAUUACAAAAUAUUCUAUAUUGUAAUUUUGAUCAUGAGUAGUGAUGGCUUUUAUUUGAACAUUUUUUUUAAUUAUUAUUUGGCUUGCCUGUAUUUAUGGUUGUAAUGUGAGGUGGCCAUUUAAGCAUCAAUGUAGAUAGAGAAAAAGAGUGCCGGUCAGGAGGCUUGUUGGGUUUCUAUAUGUGCCAACAUACCCAAUGCCUAAAGGACUAUAGGAUACUGGUUUUCAUAUCACUAAUUUCUGCAAUCAACUGCAUUAGCCAACACGGAAUCCAAUGUGAUUGGAUCUUGAUAAUCUCUUAAUUUAUACUUCGUUAUGAGUUUUUGUACUUCCCUUUAAAGAUCAAACAUGCAAUGCAUUCUGUAGCCAUUUUGAAUAAGGUCAUGCUUGUAGUGUCUAUACUAAGAGUGAAAUGUAAGUUGCUGUGCGUGUAGAUCAGGGAUUUAUCAAAACAAAACAAAAACUGUAUAAACGGUCAACAGGGAGUCAUUUUGGCUGGAACCUUUUGAAACAGAAAUGUUUGAUCUUGUAUUGUCUGGCCAGUAGCGUACAUAGUUAUCUAUGCUGUGUACAGGUUGAUAUAGGUAUAACUGAUACUUGUGUAUAUCUUGUCUUCCUUUCAUUUGAAAAGAAAAUUUAAAUAUAUAAGUAAUAUAGUUUGCUAUUUUUUUAAGCACAGAAUAUUAGUUCGUGAUUAAAUGCUUCAAUAAUGGGAAUAUGAAAGUGUACCUUUUCUGUAAAAACUAAGUUCCUUUUUAAUUCAAUGUGGAAUUGUAUGGACUGACAUAUUUUCUUUUUAAUUGUAAAUAGUCACAUCUGGAUCUAAUUAAAAAGCGUACAAUUCCUUGAA
Molecule: messenger RNA, 5730 nt
Organism: Pseudoliparis swirei
Lineage: Eukaryota; Metazoa; Chordata; Actinopteri; Perciformes; Liparidae
Gene: phactr4b
Product: phosphatase and actin regulator 4b
Exons: 15
Coding region: 1718-4288 (856 amino acids)
Biological process (GO): actin cytoskeleton organization; neural crest cell migration
Molecular function (GO): actin binding
Source: RefSeq, a predicted model, not a curated record